GUUACGUUCCAAAUCCAAAGCGCUGGAGUCCAGAGCAAAACAACGACAAAUGUGUCACUGUCCCAAUACUUUUGGAGCUCACUAUAUACGUAUACAGUUAUAUAACUGUCUGUCUCUACUUGGGCUCCUCUUCUAGGCCUAUAACAACACUCACAGCACGGUCAUGUCUAGAACCAUCUACAACGGGAACAAAUCCGACGAUAACUGCACCACUGUGGACACCCUGAUGAAACACUACUACCUGCCCGUCAUGUACAGCGUCAUUUCCGCUGUGAGGCUGCUGGGUAACGUCACCUCCAUCGCCAUCUACCUGAUCAAGCUACGACCCUGGAAGUCCAGCAGUAUCAUCAUGUUCAACCUGGCGUUGACGGAUCUUCUGUAUGUUCUGAGUCUGCCUUUCAUGGUCUACUACUACACCAACGGUGAAUCCUGGACCCUGGGCGACUUCAUGUGUCGCUUUCUGCGUUUCGGGUUCCACUUUAACCUAUAUGGUAGUAUACUGUUUCUCACCUGUUUGGCUGUGUUUCGAUAUGUCGUGGCGGCGCAUCCUCUGAGGGCGGCGCAGGUGCAGCAGAGGAGGUGGGGUAUCUUGGCGUGCGCUGUGGUCUGGGCCAUAGCUGUGGCAGAGAUUGUGCCCAUGCUCACCAUGAUCACCAUGGAGACUAAAAACAACAAGACCCAUUGUUUGGACUUUGCUAGCGGCGACCCGGCUGUCCUGUGGUGGUACGGCUGGCUGCUGACCGUGCUGGGCUACCUGCUGCCCCUGGUGGUGGUGGUGGUGUGUUACGCCGGUGUGGUCCGUGAACUAGCCAAGGGGCCCCACACCCACAACCCUUGCCGGGUACGGGUACGCCGCCUCAACGUACUGAUCCUGGUGGUGUUUGUGGUAUGCUUCCUGCCAUACCACAUCCUGAGGAUCCUUAGAGUAGACACCAGGAUGAAGCCUGAGUCGUCAUGUAUGCUGGUGCACUGGGUCCACACCGCUUAUAUCCUGUCCAGGCCCAUAGCGGGGCUCAACACCUUCUUUAACCUGGCUCUGUACACCUUGGCCGGGGACAAGUUCCAGCAGGCCUUCCUCAGUGUGUUCCCCUGGGGUUCCUGGUGGACCAAGUUCAGGACUCACCUCAAAAUCAGCCUGGCUGUCGUCAGUAAGCCCAGUAACACAGCUUCAGCCGAAAGGUACGAGGAGGACAAGAAGGAAUGGAGCGGGAUGCUGAGGGAGAUGCUUUACGCCGCUGGCUCCUCCUGCGUAGCCAUGCGCCUCAAUGCUGCCAAGAUGCCCAAACUCUAG
Oncorhynchus mykiss (rainbow trout) is the source of this 1291-nucleotide messenger RNA. Its product is annotated as 2-oxoglutarate receptor 1-like. Gene Ontology annotation, cellular component: plasma membrane. NCBI's taxonomy places the organism in Eukaryota, Metazoa, Chordata, Actinopteri, Salmoniformes, Salmonidae. Gene Ontology annotation, molecular function: G protein-coupled receptor activity. The record is from RefSeq and is a predicted model, not a curated record. Gene Ontology annotation, biological process: G protein-coupled receptor signaling pathway.